ACAGGCCCUGAUUUGGCGGUACAUGUUCGACGAAGGGGUCAGUCGCAGAGGGGGGAAAGGGGAAAGUUUGGACGGAGGAGAGAGAGGCGUCGCGACGCGAUAGUGGCGGCACCGAGGCGGGUCGGUUCAUCGUAAUGUACAACGUGUGUGCAACGCUGGAUUUAUUUUCGUGUGAGUCUUUGUCCCUGUGUGGAUUCGUAUCACGAACGCACUACGCACGGAACUACACAACUUGGGAUAUGUGUCACGAUGAUAAUACGCGCGUUAGGCGAUCGGCAGGUUCAACGGCGAUGCCGUGCGCUCCGAUAUCUGUAAUAAUCCGCAUCCUCGCGACACCUCGAUCCCCGCGUACAAACAUUUGUCAAUAAUUCGCUCGGAUCGUGCACAAUUUGCGUGGGUGCAUCGUAAGCGCACGGCCGUCCCGUCGGGAUCGGUAUCGAAAUCGGUACGGAGAUCGGAAUCUGAAUCAGAUGCGGGAGAGACCGGUUCAAGAAGCCGACAGUUACAUUGUCAUGUACGCCUAUUAUAUGAAUCAGUCGCGGUGCUAGCGGUGCUCCAACCCACACCGAAGAAUAGAGCGUACUUUGCGCAAUAGCUUAACCAACAUCGCGCGGGAAAUGCACCUAGAUAGCUAUGCGCCAGGGCCGUACGUUCGACUCGGGUUUCGCCGACUCGGGGAAAUACCUCUUUUCCAGCUCACGGAAUUCCGCGGUAUCGGAGGAAUCGGCGAUACGCGACGAACGGUCGUCGAAAUACUGCGAUUACCGUUAAGAAAAUAAGAAUCAUUGGAAAAUAACUCUGAAGCUCGUGGAAAGAUGGGAGAAAAUGGGAAACGAGAGGCACGGACCGCUUCGUACCGUCGGAGGUUGGCCAUGAGAGUCAAGUUGGAUUGAGUCGGCGGUUAUGCGACGCGCGAAGCUCGCGGAAUGAGGGAAUGUAACGAGUAUGGAAAGAGGGGCAGAGAGAGGGAGAGAGAGGGUCAUCGCAGGGCACGACGAUGAGGCGAACAUGGAAGGGAAAAGAAGCUUACGACGAAACGAUGAAGAAGAAGUGGAAGGAGAGGAGGGGGAGCAGAAGGCCAAAGGGGUCUGGAAGACCGACGACGUUGAGAAAAUGAUUAUAACAGCGGUGGUGCCGGCGCGAGGGUCGAAAUAUAAGAAACGACGACGAUAACAUCGCAACGUAUAUCGCGUUAGCGAACGAGAAUUCCCCGCUACGUGACGACUGUACGUACGGCGAACGCACCGCCGUUUCUAACGCGACAUCGCACAGGGGAGCGGGUGAGAGGGGCAGAGGGGAAUUUCGUAUGCAUGUGCGUACGUGUACGUAUACGCGCGUACCGCGUAUGCAUACGUUCGUCGUAUGUGCCACGCGGCGUAGGCGUACAGAGUUACAUUGCACGCAGACAGAUACGGUGGCAAUGACAGACCCGCAGUUGAACAACAACAACAACAAUAACAACAAUAACGAUGGCGAGCCAAAAUAUCUGCAUAAAAAAUUCAAGAAGAUGGCCACCAGCGAGGCGGCGACGGUGGAAUCGAAGAGAGAAACGGUUGCAGUUGAGAAUAACCGCAUGGUCACCGUUACUCGAGGAGAUAACGAGAAGGAAAAAAAAGGUGGGGAAUCAGAUGAGGUGGGAGAAGAAUCAACGACGGCCAAGACGGAAGCAUCUCCAGAACCCGACGGUGAGGUGGGAGGCGAGGGGAAAAAAAGCGGAAAUGUUUGUCCGUAUUGUAAAUUGUCGUGUGCCAAACCGAGCGUACUCCAAAAACACAUCAGAGCACACACGAAUGAACGACCAUUUCCAUGCGUCCCCUGCGGGUUUGCCUUCAAAACGAGAUCUAAUCUUUAUAAACACUGCAGGUCCAGAGCACAUGCGCUUAGAAUAGAGGGAGGAGAUUCUAGCAAGGUUUCAGAGGAUUCAGAUAUUAGCCUUUCGGACAGCGCCAGUAAUGGAACGGGAACACCACCUCCGCCGAUCUCUUCUUCGGCACCGAAUUCGGCACCGCAGACGUUGAAAACAGUAAAAACCGGGAAAAUAUAUAAGCCGAAAUUUCACACGGCACUCAAUAGCGUCGGGCAUGAUUCCGAGGUGUCUUCAAUUUCUAGUAACUCGUCGACGAAUUCUACAAACUCCGGGUCCAACAACAAACCUAACGCCGAACAGCUACAGGAACACAUAGAUAAAAUAAUAACGGCCAAUCAGGCGAUAGUCGACGCCGUUGAUCCGAGACUUCAUAAAUUAAUGCAGAGACAGCAGAGCCUCGUUGAGCCCCAAUAUGCGUCCGAACAACCUUUAAACCUGUCGUCGGCCGAGGAGAAUUCGUUGCAGAGAAAAAGAUGUUACAGUGAAAGUUUCGCGUUUGAAAAAGAACCGGAAGGAUCGAUAAUGAAGGAUCUACUUUCGAAGACCAAAGGAGCACAAAAUUCCGAGAGCCUCGGCGAUCAGGAAACCCUCGUAUGUCCGGUCUGCAAGAUACCUUACACAAGUAUCGACAAUCUCGAAGCGCACAGGAGAUAUUAUUGCAAGGGUACGCCGAACCAGAGGAAACCGGAGUUUCAACUCGAUCUCGAUAAAAAGGAACAUCCAGAUUACGAUCUGAAGUCAGAUUAUUACAGCACCCUCCAACCUCUACCUUCCCCCGGCCCGUUACUCGGUAACACAAGACUCGUCGACGCUUACGUACCACCGCAAACGAAACAGAGGUCGGAAUCGGCUCCGACGACGUUGAGGUCGUUAGAAGAACUUUCUAAAUAUCCAAGGCCGAAUUCGCUGCAGAUGUUCGGAGGGGAGGUCAGGAUAUUGGAUAAUACCGGUGAGACGAAAACAAUGAGGAUAGAACCUCGUCAAAGUAAUUCGCCGUCGUCCGCGUCCGAUCACGUGGUGAAUAACAAAUGUGCCACGUCCGAAACAUCUUCGAUCGUCGUAAGGUCGGGAUUACACUCCGGUGGCACGAUGGUCCAUAAGCCACCGGGUAGUUCAACGUCGACACCUAGCAGUACAAUUUCUUUACCAAAUACACCUAAGAUGCUCGCACCUAUCAUACCGAACAUAUCAACCCCAAAUAUUGCCCCGACGAUAUCAUGCUAUGGUUAUUUAGAACCAAAUCUUAAUCCCCUUAACAACAUCACUGCCUACAACCCCCUGACAUUGCCGCAGGCGGGUAUCGCGAGCAUUUUUCACGGUGGUAAGGUGAUACCGCAUGUACCAGGUAUGCCGGGACCUCACAGUCUCUCUGGUUUGCAGACCGGCGAUAUUCCCACAGGAAAUUCAACCGGAUCGGAAAAUAGUUAUAAAGUAAUACCUGGAUUACCCGGACUGCACGUCGUCGCGCAACCUCUGGAUUUAGCCAGUCCUGUUAAGAUACAAACACCAAACAUUCCGGGAAUACCAGGACCCCACUCUAAUAUUAUGCCAACACCGGCUGGGCAACCUCUUGAUUUGGCCAGUCCGCCGAGAGAUUUUAAAUUCUCAAGUUUCAGUAAACCGUCGAACAACGGUGGUUUCAGGAGCGGUGCGGUGAACCCGAAAAUUCCGGGGACAAAAAAUGAGGAGAAAUUUAGAAACAGAACGGAACACGAUCGCCAUAAGGGAGGUGGCGGUACUAUCAAGCAGUACAAGGGUGUCGAGACCCCCAGAGAAAGGAGAGAAUUUGGAUACGAAAAAAGCCCGAAGUCAGAGAAGGUGUUCUCGUAUCCCAAUGGGGCAAACGAAGGUGCGGUCAACACGUACGGAAUUUCGCAAAGGUAUUCUCCUAAGAGUCCGAAUGUUUCGGAGAGCAGAAAAAGACCAUGCGGAUGGUCGGGUAAUCCGGAAACGUUGGAACCCCUUCGUCGCAGUCCAAUUUUGAAACACGAACCGCCAUCGCCCCAUGAAAAUGGUCGUAUAAAAGAUACGAGUCUUCCAGAUGUUAAAGCAAGGCUUUUUGGGAGCUACGAUAAUGGAUCGAUGGACAUUAACGGUGUUAAAAUGAAAACAGUCGAGUGUGUAACGCCUACGAUAACUGUGAACGUUGAUAAUACUUCUAAUUUUAAUUCUUCUUCCAAAAUAAACGAAGUGCCAAAUAGAUUAUCAUCACCUGGUGAUCAGUUCGUUGUUAAAAAUAUUAAUAAGGUAUCGGAAGAAUCGAGUGAACCGGAAAGUAACUCAAAAUUUCUCAGGCCGACAUCGCUUCCGCUUAAACCAGGAACAUUCACCCCGAAAAGACACCAUGGAAUAACACCAACCGCGAAUACCCUACCGCUUAUCAGUCCAGAGACACCUAGACCCAGGAAAUCCUACGGACAACUGUAUCUGAAUGGACACGCCUACACCUACCUGGGACUGAAGUGUUCCACCAGAGUGUUUUACUGUACUUUAAACAGGCCUCAGCCUAUGUACGUUACGCAACAACAUGGACUGUCCAUGUAUUCCAAUUGGAAAAUCUGCAAAGAAGCACCUCCUGACUUGGACAUGGCUCAUUACGACUCUAGGCAUCGGCCAGCUAGCUAUACAAUCGCGUGUAAAAAACAGGAAGAUAUUUUAACGCACUCUUCCCAGAGGCCAACGACACCGGCGAGUCCAGACAACAACUCGGAAAAUGAUACGCAAGAAAAAGCGAAACGCGUCAAAAUUUUUGACGGUGGAUUUGAGAGCAAUGAGGACUACAUCUACGUCAGGGGAAGAGGCCGGGGUAGAUACGUUUGCGAAGAAUGUGGAAUCCGAUGCAAGAAACCUUCCAUGCUGAAGAAACAUAUCAGAACGCAUACAGACGUCAGACCGUAUACCUGCAAGCACUGCACUUUUAGUUUUAAGACGAAGGGGAACUUGACAAAGCAUAUGAAAUCUAAGGCACAUUACAAGAAAUGUGUCGAACUUGGCGUAGUUCCUGUACCGACUUUAGUAUGUGAUGAGAACAUCGACAAAGACGCGGUUGCUCGGUUGGCCGCGGGUGGUGGAAAUGCCGAAGAGUCUUCCGAAGAAGAAGAAGACACCGAGGGAGAAGAGAGCGAAGAGUCCGGAAGUGAAGAACAUGAAGCUGCACAGGGACUUCUGAGUCUUUCGCAAAGAAGUGCUAAUAGAUUACCUGGACUUCUUCCAUCGGGUAGACCAACCACUUAUCCGUACACCUUAACGUUAUCUCCAAGUACUGUUUGUAGUACCGUUGUUACAACGACAACCACUUCAGCACCUCUUAGCAGCCAAGCUGCGGCUGUUAUUCAAAGUGAAUUGUCACAUCGUUAUUAUUUUCCGUCAAAUCGUUCUGUACCAGAAAAACCUAGGAGUAGUGUAAUUAUACAGUCUUCCAAAAAAUCGUCGGAUUCUGAGAUUGAGAAUGACGACAUUACCGUAGUGGUUACUGAUACUCAAGGGAGUUCUCCCCAGCAGCCCAUGGACCUAACAACCAAACAAACCCCGACCAAUUGUUCUCGUAAUAUUUCAUCACAUAGAGUUAAACCUGCUGAUAUUCUUACUCCGGUUUCCGAACCUGUUUUACUUCAGACCAUUGUUCAGACCAUGGAAAGACUUCCUGUGCAAGGAAGAGAAUGGAAAUCAGACGCACAAGGUCAUAUGCUACAAGCUUACCUCACGGAAAGGCACGUUAUGGACAGUAAAAUGAAGCUACAAUAUCGAGUUGGCAGUUCUAAGGACAUGCAGACAAAUAAACAACGUGAUGCUAUUAGAUCAAAGAAUUUAGACCUCAACGGUGUACCAACUGUGACCUAUACAGAUCCCAGCAAAAUGCAGCACACGUUUUCAGAUGCAAGGAUAAAAAAUAUGGUUUUGAAACAGAACACGGAUGAUAUGCUACUUGAAAUCAGGGAUAAAAUGUACCAUGGUAAUUUGCCUGUUGAAAGGAGACUCUUUGAUACCGAAUCCGUCUACAAGGACAAAGAAAACGCCAAUAGAUUGAUCUCAGAUUCGGAAGGUCAAUUUGAUCACCGAGCCGUGGAGGGAAGUCCAAUCAUGACAUCUAAAACGAAUAUCGUCGAAAGAAUGCAUUUUGUGAUGGAACCUGUUGGGAGAAUUACACCUGUUACGAUUGAAAGGCAAUCACCUAGGCACUUUAAUAUGGAAAUGAUCAACAGGAAUUCGUCAGCCUCAAGAGAAAUAAAAAGCGAGAUGGAUAGAAGCACCAUGUUCAAUGCGAUAAAAAUGAUGAAUGAAAUUGAAAGGCCCAGGGAUUGCCAUACCCCAAAUAUACAGGAUCCAGUAAACAGGCCACCGAGUCGAGAAACAAGAGUACAAAGUCAUAGCCCAAGGUCACAUCAAGAUUUGAGACCACCAAGCAGGGAGAUAUGUCGUACACCGAAUCAAGAACCUAGAACGUCUUCAGAAAAGCCUACUCAGGAGUUUAGGCUACCCAAUAACGAGCUUAGAAUACCUAGUCAAGAACCAUUUAAGCCUGGUAAUCAGGACGUAAGAAAUACGAGCCAGGAGAUGACCUCUCCUACUAACGUUUCGGAGUUCAGAAUACAAAUGAAUUCGGAGACUCUGAGACCACCGAGUCGAGAAACCAGACAAUCUCAAAGUCAGGUUCAAUUGCAGCCACAGGAUACUAAAACAAACUUUGACGUGAUAUCGAAAUCUGGAGAAAUUCCUAGAACUACGGGUUCUCAGGAUAAUCAGAAAUCUCAGAGCAUUAUUGAACCCAGAAGUAGCAUUAUUGAACCCAGAAAUAGCAACAAUGAACGGACUGAGAUCAAACAGAGCAUUGAUGUGGCUAAACAGAAUAUGGCAGAGAAUAUCAAACACUCUGUAGCAAGGAAAAUGGUCGUCGGUGGACCCGGAUUCAGAUCACCUUCACCUCCUGGAGGAGGUGGGAAACCGCAAGCAGAAUUUUUACAGCCAUCGACUGGUCCUGCCCCCAAUUAUGUCAGUUACAGUGUGACUGAAGACGGCCGAAGCGUUUGCGGAAUUUGCAACAAGGUCUUCAGUAAGCCAAGUCAGCUUAGGUUACACAUCAACAUUCACUACUUCGAACGUCCCUUCAGGUGUGAAAGUUGUGCAGUAUCAUUCAGAACAAAAGGACAUCUCACUAAACACGAGCGAUCGGUUUCCCACCAUAAUAAGGUCAGUAUGACGUCCACUUUUGGGGCAGCUACAACGAGUAAUCCUCGUCCCUUCAAAUGUACGGACUGUAAAAUCGCGUUCAGGAUACACGGGCAUUUGGCAAAGCACUUGCGAAGUAAAAUGCAUAUUAUGAAGUUAGAAUGCCUCGGAAAAUUACCGUUUGGUACUUACGCGGAGAUGGAAAGAUCCGGGAUUAAUAUGAACGACAUCGACACCAGUGACUGUGAUAAUAGUCUUACUAGUCUCCAGAGUUUGGCUCAGAAAUUGUACGAAAAGGAUCCAAGUAAGAUGGGUCAAUGGGACACCGAAAUCGUUCCUAGUCAGGGUGCAAGCGGUGGUGAGACAUCAUCUGAUGAGGGAGAACCGAUUCCUCUGCAUCCUUUGCAUCAUUAUCCUCAAUCAAUAUCUUCGGAAAAUGAUCUUCCUGGUUCUCGAAGUUAUCACAUGCCAAUUUUAGUCAGCGAAGAAUCAAAACCAAUUGCUGAAAUUCGACAUGCGAAUCCUCAAUUCAGCCACCAUCAGCAAAGAGUAACAGAUUUCAGUGGUAUAAGCGAGCCACGACAGCAUGUGAGAAACGUUGUGAGAACAAAUUUAGCUGGUCAAAAUGAAAUCGAAGAUAUCAACAGGGUUGACGAUGGUAUUCAACAGAUACAGUAUAAAUGCAGUAUUUGUUCAAAGUCAAUUUUUAGAACUCUAAACGAAUUACAAGUACACUGUUUUGUAGAGCACAAUAUCGAAGCUGAUUCCUCAUCAUGUCCUUCGUUAAUAAUUGGUGUAGGUAUAAAUCAUAGUGAUAGAAGUGGCAGCGAGGGUAAAGACUCUAUCGUGAGUGGAGAUAACUUAAAAAAUCGCACUCAAAAAAGAACUAACGAUUCAGACGACGACCUUUUUAAUAGAGACGAUCUAAAGAGACAAAAAAAGGUUAUCGAUGAUACAUAGUGCCAAAAUAACUAUCUAAAUAUUUUAUACAUGUAUACGUACCUGUGUGUGUAAGUCCUGAUAAUACAAAAUGAACCAAAAAAACAGAAAGAUUCUUAAUAAACACAUUUUUUUUGCAAGUUUUAUUGUUCGUUUCUUUUCCGUCAUUUGAUACGUAUACAUGCAUAUCAUAUACCUAAUUUACAAUGAUAAAGGUAUACAUAUAAUACAAUUAAGACGUUACCCAGUAACGAAUAAUAAUAUUUAUAUUUAUAGCAACCAAACUAACUGUGUAUAAAAAAAAAAGAAGUAAAGAAAAAUUAAAAAUCCUACAACGCGGACUGGUAUGUGAUCAUGUAUUUAAAGUGCAAAUGUUGUGUGCAAACUCGAAGAGUAUUCUAAUAUUAUUGUUAUUCAUCAUAUUAUUCUUAUUAUUACCGUUAUACAAUUCACAAAUUAGCGAAUAUUAUUCAUUCUCGUCUACCUACACAUUUAAUACUAUAUACAUGCAUAUACAUACUAUUACCAUAUGCUAUUACUUGUAAAUUCUAGCUUUAGAUAAAUAUAAAUAUUGAAAAAAUGAAUAAUAGAUCAUAAUCAAUGAGCUGAAAAAUAACAUGUGCUAAAUCGAACAGAAAUUAAUCACAUGCUUGUGAAACAUUGUUCCCUUUUCUUUUUGUUUUUUUUUUAUCUUGUACAGAGUGAGAGAAAAAUCAACGAUAUGUACGGUAGUUAUUUUUACGAUGUAUACACGAUAAUAAAUAUAAAUAUACAUAUUGUAUAUACAUAUUAUAAUCUGUACGCUAUAAUAUGAAUCGGAUUAGAACGAUCAUUUUCAUCAUCAUCAUCGUGAUUAUUAUUAUCGUUAUCAUUUCGAUUAUUUCUAUCCUUACAAUUAACAUUAUGUUUCAUCAUUACGCAAUUAGGCAUCCAAAAAUAUUAGAAAUUGAUAUGGGAAGUAAAUUAUUGUUAUAAUUUGAGCGAGACGACGAAUGACGAUGAUGAUGAUAUUUAACAAAAUAAAUAAUUAAAUAAUGAAAUAUUUAAUUGAUAGAAUAUACUUGUGAAAUCAUAGUAUGGCAUUAUAGUACGUUAAAAUAAUAUACGAAAAACAAAAAAAAUAAUCAAACAAUUUUUCGUUGAAGGCAUCUAAAAUGAAAUAAUGUAUUUUACUAUACAUACAUAGGUAUUGGUGCUUUAUACUAUCUGUAAUAGUCUGCCUUAAAUUUCGGAGUAAAAAAUGUCUUUCCUAAACACAGCAUAAUCAUAAACAUCAAAUUUAUUCAAAACAUAAUAUAAAUAUUUUAUAUAAAAUUUAAUUCGGGUAUGGGUAUGGGUAGUUUUUUUUUUGUUCAUACGUCGUGUAAUUUGUGUAUGUUAGAUUUACAUAAAUUAUCUAUCUACAUAUAAUCACAAUGUGUACGUACCUAUAUCGACGUUAUUUUUGGUAGACUGUAUUUAUAGUUUGUUUAUAGCGUCUGUAUACAUGUAGGUAUGUAUGUAUGGUAUGUGCAUGAAAUUGGAAUUGGAAAAUGUGAGAAAAAAGGAAGAAAAAAUUUGAAAAAUGAAAAUAAUAGAUUGAGAAAACAAGGAGAGACUUGCGCUUUUAUAGUAUGUAAUGUUUAAAAUAUUAUUACAAAUAAUGUUCGAAAAUGUGAAUGUGCGAUAUAUAAGGAAAAACAAAACCGACAAAAAAAUCAUCGAAUCAUUCUAGUUUUUAGGUAAAGACAAAAGUAGAACGAAGAAAGAAAAGGAAAAACGAAUAUUUAUUCGGAAAUCUUGAGUCUACUUUACAUAAUUGGAACCAAAAUAUGGCUUUUGCCUAUAGAUAUCAGAACAAGGGACCGGAGUAUGUCUAGAAUUUUGUAAACGUAUCGAAUGAUUAACAUACACGAUAUAUGUAUAACUAUAUAUUAUAUUUAAAAUUAAAUUAGAUAGAAUAACUUUCAAGAAAUACACAAAUGAAACAUAAUUAGCAUAAAAAUUAACAAGAACAGAAUUUGGUUCAAAGACCGAGGUUCCCUACUCACUUACCUACUCAUCUAUCUUCCUAACUAAUCAACCGCAAAACUGCUAUUGAAACUAUACAUAUAUCUAUGAUACUAUACAGAAAUAUUUACAAAAGUGUAAUUUAUUUAUUGUAAAUAAAAAGCAUAUUAUUGCCUCAGAA
Molecule: messenger RNA, 10142 nt
Organism: Athalia rosae (coleseed sawfly)
Lineage: Eukaryota; Metazoa; Arthropoda; Insecta; Hymenoptera; Athaliidae
Exons: 7
Coding region: 1307-7993 (2228 amino acids)
Biological process (GO): regulation of transcription by RNA polymerase II
Cellular component (GO): nucleus
Molecular function (GO): RNA polymerase II cis-regulatory region sequence-specific DNA binding; DNA-binding transcription factor activity, RNA polymerase II-specific
Source: RefSeq, a predicted model, not a curated record